This is a messenger RNA of Dothidotthia symphoricarpi CBS 119687, 792 nucleotides long. RefSeq lists its product as uncharacterized. Lineage: Eukaryota; Fungi; Ascomycota; Dothideomycetes; Pleosporales; Dothidotthiaceae. The transcript has a single exon. The record is from RefSeq and is a predicted model, not a curated record. The coding region runs from base 1 to 792 and encodes 263 amino acids.
AUGCCAACUCCAUUAAACGACAAACUACAACACACGAUCAGUCAAUACACAAGUAGCAUCGUCGAGCGCCUUUUCCAUCAUGAUUUUAACACUUCGAUACACUUCGAACCACCUGAAGAUCUCAGCGGCUUAACCUGGUAUCCCAAACCUCACUGGACCAUCUGGGACUACUUCUCUGUCUUGGUCGUUGGGAUCACAUUCUUUUUUGUGAUGGUAUCAAUGGGAAAGCACGCCGAGUUUGAGGCCGACAAAGACAUGCUACACUGGAUUCCAAUAGAGGCGAUCGCGUCUCUACAAACUAAGUUACUGGCAAUGGAGAAGUCUGUAUCGGCCAAAUCGGAGGCACGCCUGGAGGAGGAAAUUCAGAAGCUGAAACAGCUCCAAAAAGAACUAGAUCAGACGAUCAAACUAAACCGAUUUAGAGCCCGGACCGAAAUGGUAAAGAUGUGGGCCCAGCUUAACGGCACGGACCUUGCAACUGCACAUCGUCACCUUACGAGGCACGAUGGAGCUGCGGAAUUCGAAGACGCUGUCGAAGGUGUCAUGGCGACGUUGUUGGAACGUAUCCAGAAGGACGGAGUGCGCAUCAAUCAACUUAGCGAAGCUCUGGAAACUCUGACAGGGGAGGAUAUGGAUUUGACCUCGGAUGGUGUACAGAGUGAUAGAGCCGCGAAUGGUAAUGGUCACGGUUAUCACGAGCAGGAUGGAGUCAAACAAGAUUGUUUCGUACAGUAUCGUGACCAGCAAAAUACUGGUAAAAAGGCUGGCGAUCCUGGCUACUUUUACGCAUGA